AUGUUCUGUCCGUCGGACGUGGACUUGGAACGCUGUGAGCUGUCGGCUGCGUGUCCGAACAGCUGGCCAGCAGCUGUCUCCCUGCUGCUCAGCAGUGGGUGGAGGACUCCACUGUUUGUGGCCGGGCGGGAGGGGCCCUGGGCCUGCAACGAGUUCACCACCCAUGUGAUGAACCUGCUGCGCGAGCAGAGCCGGACCCGGCCCAUCUCACCAAAGGAGAUCGAGCGGAUGGUCAGCAUCAUCCACCGCAAGUUCAGCUCCAUCCAGAUGCAGCUCAAGCAGAGCACCUGUGAGGCCGUCAUGAUCCUGCGCUCCCGGUUCCUGGACGCGAGGCGGAAGAGACGGAAUUUCAACAAGCAGGCGACGGAAAUCCUGAAUGAGUAUUUCUAUUCCCAUCUCAGCAACCCUUACCCCAGUGAGGAAGCCAAAGAGGAGUUAGCCAAGAAGUGCGGCAUCACCGUGUCCCAGGUAUCAAACUGGUUUGGAAAUAAGCGAAUCCGGUACAAGAAGAACAUAGGUAAAUUUCAAGAGGAAGCCAAUAUUUAUGCUGCCAAAACGGCUGUCACUGCCACCAAUGUGUCAGCCCACGGAAGCCAAGCUAACUCACCCUCAACUCCCAACUCGGCUGGUUCUUCCAGCUCUUUUAACAUGUCAAACUCUGGAGAUUUGUUCAUGAGCGUGCAGUCACUCAAUGGGGAUUCUUACCAAGGGGCCCAGGUUGGAGCCAACGUGCAGUCACAGGUGGAUACCCUUCGCCAUGUUAUCAGCCAGACCGGAGGAUACAGUGAUGGACUCGCAGCCGGUCAGAUGUACAGUCCGCAGGGCAUCAGCGCUAAUGGAGGUUGGCAGGAUGCGACUACCCCCUCAUCAGUGACGUCCCCCACAGAAGGCCCUGGCAGUGUUCACUCCGACACCUCCAACUGACCUCCCCGCACAUGCAUCCCGCUGACCCUGUGCCCAGCGGGUGGGGCCAGGAGGGAGGGUGUCUCCACGCUGAAGCGGUCAGACUGGAGGUCGAAGCAAUCAGCAGACACAAGAGUCUCCUUCCCUUCUCUUCCGUGGGAUGCCACUUCAGCCAAUCUGGACACUUCUUUCUACUCUGUCCCCUUUUUUCUGGGUAGAAGCCACCCUUCCCUGCCGCCAGCCUGGUGCCGUCCCUGCCCUGCCCCUGCCCCUGCCCUCACUCCCUGGGCCCUGCCUCUAUGCGUCACUGAAGGAUAUUUUCAGCAAUUAGAGGAAUUUAAAGAGGAAAAAUGAAAAGAAAAUAAUAAAAGUGUUUGUUUUCACGCUGGUGGUCUGAGGAGCCACGUUUACCUCAUCAAGCCCCCAUCACAGCCCCCCGUCCCUCGUCACUCUCACUACCUCUCGCAGGACUCGCCACGCAGGCCCGGCUCAUUGGCCACUGCCUCCUCCUGCUCUGCCCUCCCUGGGGAUAGCUCCGUAAGCACGCUCCCCCUCUGCCCCCCCAGUCCCAGUCCUCCCUGGGGAUGGAGCCCCAGGUCCUGGGUUCAGCUCCACAGGGUUGAUUCCAGGUAGGAAGUCAGUGGCAGGAGAGGGCACAGGACAGGAGAGGUGGCGUUCCCGGUCUUCUCACCAUCCUAGGAGCAGCUCCUGGUUUCAGAGGCAGACUGGGGGCCAGAACCUGCUGCAGACCCAGGUGUGGGUUAGCGUGGUGACGAAUGCAUCACAGAGGAGGAGACGGUUCUCAUCCUGAAACCCUUCAACUCUACCUGCACACGCACAUGCCCCUGUAGGCACAUGCACGGUCUCACAUGCACCGCCCCGAGGUCAGGCACAUGCCGCAUACAAAUACCUGCAUUAGUAACCGCAGCCUUAUGCCUUGUGAGCCCAAGAGGGAAUUGGCCACUCCGAGUGAAGGUCCCAGACACACAGAAGCGAUACGUUCCUGCGGCGUCCAGGACCUGCGGUCCCAGCAGGCACACGCCAAGCGACCCCCAUGGGACAGACCAGCCUCCAGCGCCAGCCCUUCCCGUGCACUAUGGCCCGAGCAUCAGGGUGCCAGGCACAGCGUCUGCAUGCGGUGGCUCUGUUCUGUGUUUGCGCAGUGGGGAUGUGGUGUGAGUUGUCCGGUGUUCUGUGCACCGUGUCUGGGUCUGGAGGACUCCGUUGUAUGAGAGCUUGCCUCGGGCACACUGUUCACCAGCUUGUCUGAGGACCUGUCAGUGGUGGAGACGGGGAGGUAUGUUAUUGGUGAAACCAUCGCGGAGAUUUUCAGGCUCUGGGAGUAUCCCUGGGAGACAAGUUUGCACCGGAAAGCCAUUCUCCACGGCGCUGAGCCUGCUCCCUUCAUGGCCAACUGUGCCAGCAAUGGAGAUGGCAGCUCGGCGCUCGCCAAGUGGGCAGUGGGCAGUGGGCAGAUGGCUUAGUGCCUCACCUGUAAAAUGGGGACUGGUCUGCCUGCUCACGCAGGGCUUGUGAGAGACUGCAGGUGUCGGUGUCCUGCACAUCCAAUCUGUAAACGUGAGGCCGGGGAGCAGUGUCUCCGAGACGAGCUGGUUCAGCUCUAACUUCUGGUCCAUGUCUGGACCCUGACAUCACCCUGAGGGCAAAGGGGAGAGUUGUUUUUCAGUUUGCUUUUGUCUGUUUGGUUUCUUGGAAUAGAGAGAAGGUCCCAGACUAGAAAAAUCGGACCUGGUUCUCUUAGUUUGUGCUUGAGUCCAGCCCGUGGUUUGUCAGUACUCAGUCCCCUGUCACAUCGACACUGCUUGAGGCUUCUGGGACUGUGUGAGACCCCGAGGAGCCAGGCUGUCCCCCAACAAGGUCAUGGACAGUCCUCAGCAUGCAGUAACAAACAGAAACUGCCUCUUUGUGUGUGUUAGAGGGUGUGUGUAUUUGAAGGAAAUGUGGACAAGAGAUAUUUGGGAUUAUGCCUGGUGACAAGAGCAUUAGAAAGCCACGUCUGCUCCUCCAUGCAGAGGGUUCUGGGAAGGGGGCCACGUGGCAGCCCUGCGGUGAUCGGACCCAGUGAGACCUGCCUCGGUGCAGGGCUUUACUGGCCCCUGCACCUGGGCACAGGGUUCACCUGGAGCCAGGAUGAAGGACUCGGGUUUGGGUGGAUGGCCACCAUUCCAGGUCAAUGGAAAGAUUGGGCGGAGUGCAGUUCCACAGGCAGGUUCCCGCCCCACAGUAGCUGCCCUGUCACUGUCACACACAGCCCCCCCCUUGUACCUUUCACACCUCUCCCUCCAGAGCCACGCUUACAUCCAGCGUGGCAGCCACGGGGUGUCUUGAGUACAGAGAAACGUGAGCACACUCAGCGAAGGGCGGGGUUGACAGAGAUGGCCUGUGGCAGGGACAGCGCCCUGGGGACUCCUGCUCCGUCAGUCCCGCUGACUCCGCCGUGCCCACGACUCGGUUUCCUAUUGAUGUGGGAGCACUGCGGUGUCCCUGCCCCAAAUGUCCCCUUGGGUUUGCCCACCUGUAACUCCGCAUCGCUACCCCCUUCCACCCCUAGCUCCCUGGCGUGGAGCGGAUGCCCGCGCAGUGAUUUUUUCCUGGUGGCACCUUCCUGACUAUUGUUCUGCUCUGCUGGUGGUUUUUUUAGUUGCUGGUUGCCUUUUCUCUCACAUCCCUCUUCCCCCCUUUUCCUUCUGCAUUUUAUUUUUCUGCCCAGAAAAACCUGACUUCGAUACCAAAAAAAGAUAAAACUACAGAAACUCAAAUUUAAAAAAAACUUUAAAAAAACAAAAAAAAAAUACUCAAUGACCCUCUCAGCUUUAUUAACAUUUCCAUUGUUUCUCGCGACUCGUGUCUCGUUCUUUGUAGUACUGAUGAUGAACAUUUGAUAAUGAAUGUUCUUGUAUAUUCAGAUAAAGGGAAAAAAAAAACCAAAAAAGCGGUCUGAAUUUAAUAGUGUUUAUAAUAAAAGUUUUAAAAAUGACCCUCAUAGCACGCGAGACAGGACGGGGCUGCCCUCCCCGUGACCACACCCUCCAGCCCCUCCGUUCUCACCAACUGCCCGCCUCGGCCAUUCUUCCCUCCUUUAUUUUAUUUUCUUGCAUUUGUGAAUUAGUUCAAGAAUGCUAGACAAGUGUCCAGUUGUGCCCACCCAUUUCCUGUUCCACGAUGUUUAAAAGUGACUGUAAUUCAUUUUGUAAACUAAAAAAAAAAAAAAAAAAAAAAAAA
Molecule: messenger RNA, 4146 nt
Organism: Miniopterus natalensis
Lineage: Eukaryota; Metazoa; Chordata; Mammalia; Chiroptera; Miniopteridae
Source: RefSeq, a predicted model, not a curated record